AAAAUUAGUAAAGAAGAAAAAGAAAUAAAACAUAAGAGGGGAAGUCAGAAUUGAAUAGGAGGUGCUAAAAAUGUGUGGCAGAGGCAAAGGUUGAUGAGAUUGAGAGUGAGUUAGUAGUAGGGAAUAGGGAUGGCAAAUAGUUCCUUCCCAAUCCAUACAAAGUAGCUAUAACCCACUUUUUGCUCCUUUCAUUGGGGAGGAAUGUGUUUUUGUCAACCUUCUUUAUAAAGCGGCGAUCAAAUCCAAGCUUCAAACCUUCUUUUUUGAAGGGGCGACCGCCUAACCCUCCCCUCCUUGGUGUGAAUUUUUUAUAUUAUAUACAUAUAUGUGUAACUCAAAACAACGUGAAAGAGACGUCAUGAAAUGAAACACUGAAAUUUCAAAAACCAAAUGUUUUAAGAUCUGUUUGGUUCUCGAUGUGGGAUCAUGAAUUUAGAAACUUUCACUGCCCUACAGACCACACCUGUAGUAGGGUUUCAUUAUCAGCAGCAGAUCCGUGUUCAUACAUGAGGUUCAACUUCACUGACUCUUUACAAAGUCCCAUCGGCUAUGGUCGCUCACUUGAAAAAGCCCUUGCUUUUUCACAUUCAUCGUCCUCUCAACCACCGUUUUCUUCAGUUGGUACCACUCCUAAUUCUUGCAUUUCUUAUUCCUCCAUUCAAGAUGAUUCAGACAAGAGUAACAAAGAAUCUCAGCUCAAGGAGCUAGAAGAUGGGAGUGAAAGCUGUAAGAAAGGGAACAAAUUACCAAACAAGAAACGAGAGAAAAAGCACAAAGAAACUCGAUUUGCUUUCAUGACUAAGAGUGAAGUUGAUCUCCUUGAAGAUGGGUACAGAUGGCGUAAAUAUGGACAAAAAGCUGUCAAGAAUAGCCCUUACCCAAGAAGUUAUUACAGGUGCACAACUCAGAAGUGUAGGGUAAAGAAAAGAGUUGAGAGGUCAUUCCAGGAUCCAUCAAUGGUGAUCACAACAUAUGAAGGCCAACAUAAGCACCCGCUUCCCACAACAGUAAAGCGGUCAAUGCUAUUCCCAUCUUUCAUGUUGAGGCCGUCGCCACCACCGCCGAGGAGGCGGCAUGAAUUGUUUACGCAGAUGCCUGGUGACAUGAAUAAUUACCAAGCUGCGGCUGGUGCAGAUUCAUUAAUGUUUGCGGAAAACUUUAGCCCUUUUCGGCAGGUUCCUGACAACGGACUUCUCCAAGACAUGGUUCCUUCUGCGUUCCUUAAGCACGAACCAUAUGAACAAUGAAUCUCUGCUCUCCACUAUACUACCCCUCUCUCUAUAUAUAUAAUUUGAUACUUUUGAUAAUAUCAGCUUAUCUUAACUUCUCUAGAGCCUAAGUGUAAGAGGAUUUCAAUUCAGACUGGUAAUACUGGAGUAAAGUCGCAUUUAUAAUUAUGGUUGUUUCUCAUGAUCCUGGAUGGACAUAUUAAUCAAAAGUCGCAUUUAUAAUUAUGGUUGUU
Molecule: messenger RNA, 1462 nt
Organism: Gossypium arboreum
Lineage: Eukaryota; Viridiplantae; Streptophyta; Magnoliopsida; Malvales; Malvaceae
Product: WRKY transcription factor 71
Exons: 3
Coding region: 417-1247 (276 amino acids)
Biological process (GO): regulation of DNA-templated transcription
Molecular function (GO): DNA-binding transcription factor activity; sequence-specific DNA binding
Source: RefSeq, a predicted model, not a curated record